AUGCCAUCGUUCUUUCACCAAGUCCGCGCGCGCGCCAACAAGAUCAACUCGCUCCUGUGCGUGGGCCUCGAUCCCCAUGUGUCGGAGCUGCCGGCUCCCACCGCAACCGCCGCUGAGCAAUUCUGCCUCGACCUGAUUGCCCAAACCUCUGACGUGGCAGUUGCGUACAAGCCAAACGCGGCGUUCUUCGAAGUGUUUGGCGCAGAAGGGAUAUCUGCCCUCGACCGAGUCAUUGCUGCGAUCCCUGCUGAGAUCCCAGUUCUAUUGGAUGCGAAGCGCGGCGACAUUAGCACCACAGCUGCAGCCUAUGCAUCGGCGGCAUUUCACUCGGCCAAAGCACAUGCGAUCACGUUGGCGCCGUAUAUGGGCAAGGAUUCCAUCGACCCUUUCAUUAACAUGACCGAGUACCCCGAAAAAGGAUGCUUCGUGCUUUGCAAAACGUCCAACCCUUCCGCGGACGACUUCCAGACACUCACCUUGGGCGACGGGUCCAUGGUAUACGAGGCUGUGGCGAAGAAGGCACUUGCGUGGAACACUCAUGACAACAUUGGUCUUGUUGUCGGCGCCACUGAUGUCGUCGCUCUCCGCAACGUUCGUCGCAUUGUCCCGGACAUGUGGCUCCUCGCUCCCGGCCUUGGCGCGCAAGGCGGGAACUUGGAGGAAGCGGUUCUUGCUGGCUUGUCGGAGGAUGGUUUUGGUUUGCUUCUGCCAGUGUCGCGCGGCAUCUCCAAGGCGGCGAAUCCCCGCGAAGCCGCCCAUGCGCUCCGCGACGCCAUCAACGUUGUUCGCGCGAUGAAGCUGGAGCAAGUCCAGACGCAAUUUUUGCGCUUCUGCCUCAACUGCUCCGUGCUCAAGUUGGGGUCGUUCACGCUCAAGUCGGGUCGUCAAAGCCCAUACUUCUUCAACGCGGGCCUCUUCAAGACCGGGCGCAUGCUUCGCGAACUCGGCCGCUUCUACGCCAAGACGAUUCACGCAAGUGGCAUCGAAUUCGACGUGCUGUUUGGUCCGGCAUACAAGGGAAUUACGUUGGCGGCGGCGGUUGCGAUUGCUUUUGACGACCUCUACGGUCGAGACAUACCUUUUGCAUUCAAUCGGAAAGAAGCUAAGGACCACGGCGAAGGCGGCGUGCUGGUCGGCGCCGACGUCGCAGGCAAACGCGUUCUCUUGAUCGAUGACGUGAUCACAGCGGGUACGGCCAUCACGGAAGCGAUGCACAUCCUGUCGAGCGCCAAGGCGAACGUGGUCGGCGUCGUGAUCUCGCUCGACCGCCAGGAAAAGGCCUCCGUGACAGAUACACGGUCGGCGAUUCAAAUGGUCGAAGCGUCGUUCAAAAUUCCAGUCGUCUCGAUCGCCAACUUGAACAGCUUGGUCCGUCUCCUCGAACAAGAUGGCGAAGCGAGUGGCUUGAGUGCGGCCGAUCGUCAGACGUACUUGACAACCAUCAAACAGUACCGCGCCGACUACGGCGUCCAAGGGUAG
Messenger RNA from Aphanomyces invadans, 1479 nucleotides. RefSeq names its product orotidine 5'-phosphate decarboxylase. The transcript has 4 exons. Gene Ontology annotation, biological process: pyrimidine nucleotide biosynthetic process; 'de novo' pyrimidine nucleobase biosynthetic process. The record is from RefSeq and is a predicted model, not a curated record. The coding region runs from base 1 to 1479 and encodes 492 amino acids. Lineage: Eukaryota; Oomycota; Saprolegniomycetes; Saprolegniales; Verrucalvaceae. Gene Ontology annotation, molecular function: orotate phosphoribosyltransferase activity; orotidine-5'-phosphate decarboxylase activity.